UCCUCCUCCAUAACCCCGGUACUCGACCCCGGAGAGUUGGACAUGCACCCUUCCAUUCCCUCUCUUGAACCCCCAUGCUCCCCAGCAAAGGCACCAGCACCGGACCGGCAUGAGACCUCCACCGUCCGUCGCAUCAUAUAUGACUAAAAGCUCUGGCUAUUGGUCCAGAUUGUUUGGACAGCCUGGAACCUGCCGGGCCCAAAAAGUUGACCGCUCUCGCAAAUCCGAGUCCGUGGGGUCAUCGCCCCGGGCAGGGGUUCGUUCGUUCGUUCGUUCCAGCAAAGGCCAAAGAACGGACGAACUCCUUACACCGCAGGUUCGGAUGGUUCCAUACAGCCCACUGGUGAUCGUGUUUCCUCCUCCGAUCGCCUCGCCUCGACGACACUCCGUCGCCAGAAGAACCUCGAGCCGGCUCUCUUCUUCCCUCUUCCCCACUCCUGCCCAGAGGAACAUCCCACCUAGACGGAAUGCCCGAGGCGACAGGCCUCGCCGUUGGUGCAUCCCACAACGGAAAGACGAGAAUGUUGGAGAAGGACAGGAUCCUCAGCACCAAGUCCUCUGCCCUUGCAAGGGUCCUGGCGGGUCCAAAAGAUGGUGCCUGCUGGUGCUUCAUGGGUGCGAAGGGUCUUGCGGGGGAUACCCUCCAAACACACACACAUACUAUGUACACACACACUCUCUCUCUAUCCUUUCCUUUUGCAUUCCUCUUCUUUCACUGCCUGAUACAUACACGCGUCAAGAUUCGUGGCAUUGUCAAAGAAGCUGCGCCGCCCGGCUGUUGCGACGCCGGACCACACCCGUGGCAAGCCCUUCACUCCUACCGUCGUAUCAAUUUGCACCGAGCCGAGUACGUCGCGCUCGGGAUCGUCGCCGGCGUCGGGAGACAUGGGCCGACGGCGUAGAGACAAACAACUCGAGUCGCGCCUGCAUCUCCAUCAUGGCUCGUCGCCUUCACCAGUCCCAGCUCGGAAAGUAUCCGCUGGCGAGUCAUUGUGUAAGUAGCACAAGGCUCACACUCACGCACACGCACACACACACAUACACAGGUGGGACUGCUCAAUCGAGUAGCGUUCCGUUCCAAAAAGGGAGCCGGCAAUUUCGAGACGCCAGAGAGAUAUCCAUACUGAGUGAGUGAGCCCACCACCCCCUCGGUUCGAGAUAUGAGGGGUCCGAUUCGAUUGGGAACCGUCCACAUCAACUCGCCCCCAUGGGUAAUCAUGUCUGCUUCGAGCCGUGGGCCUUGCCCUUUGCGGCCUCUCGCACAUUGUCGUUGGCUCGCCGCCAACGCGACGAUAUCGCCUUCUUCGUCCUCCACAGAACACGCCUCAGCGGCCAAGUCCCGUGCUGCAAUUUCACAAGC
Molecule: messenger RNA, 1360 nt
Organism: Colletotrichum navitas
Lineage: Eukaryota; Fungi; Ascomycota; Sordariomycetes; Glomerellales; Glomerellaceae
Exons: 1
Coding region: 110-1135 (341 amino acids)
Source: RefSeq, a predicted model, not a curated record